UAUAGUGUUGUCUAACCGUCAAGCGUCCGCGCUAGAAACAAAGUCCAACAAGUCCAUCAAAUCUGCGGCGACCCAAGAUUUAAUAACAAGUGCAUCAUAAUGGUUGCUCACAUUAUCACAGUUUUAUUUUCUGCAUUUAUGAUAUACACUGCCUGGCCUGGAUCAAGUCUUUUUCCAUGGCAUCCAACAUUGAUGACUCUAGCAUUUGUAGCUGGGAUGUUCGAAGCUUUAAUGGUGUUUAAUCGCGAAAGUUCCUUGUUCCUUAACGCAUCUCGACCCACCAAAGUACUAGUGCAUCAUGUUCUGCAAGUUUUCGCAAUUGUGUGUGCCCUUAGUGGAUUUGGUGUAAUCUUUUACAACAAAAUGCUUAAUGACAAACCACACUUCACGACUUGGCAUGGAUUAUUUGGAGUGAUCACCAUUUGCUCCCUUCCGCUGGCUGCGGUGGGUGGAAAUGUAGUAAAGUACCAGUUUCUUCGUGACAUGCUCAGAAUCAAAAUCACACUUGCUCAAUUGAAAAUCUAUCAUGCCACUGGAGGCCUCAUCGUUUUUACCAUGGUGAUGAUCACCCUCAUGCUGUCACUGUAUUCUAACUGGUUUACAGGCAAUGUGUCUGGUAUAUUAUGGUAUGCCUGUGCAAUGUGUGUCUCCUUCAUGGCAGUGGUUGUAAUGAAUCAAGUCACUCAGGAGUAUCUGCCAAAAACGCGCAGACAGUCUGUCUCACCUCAGAAGUCUGGGUCACAAGGCAAUAAGGAAUCAAAAAAGAAGAAGUAGACCGAUGUGACCACUUAUCACUGAUGCAGAUUUCCUUUUUAAUCAAAAUAAUGAGGCCUUAUAUUGUUCUUAAUGAGAGUAUGCUUUGUGUAAGAUCAACUGUACAAGUCUCUUGUAAUGUUGAUCUUAAUGCAUAAGGUACUGUGUACAACAUCAAUGUGUUGUUUAUAUUUUGUUCAAGUUUUUUUAAUUAAAUCCAGACUAACCUGUCUAUAGAGCGGCAGUUAUUUAAUCUGAUAGCGCCUUUUUUAACUCCCAUGUUUUAAUGCAGUGACUUUGUAAAGUCAACAAACUGGUCUCUUGUUGUACUUCUAUGGUUGUUACUUAAUUAAAGGUGUUCUUUUAUUCCAUUUUGCUUGAAUUCAUAUUUUUUAGAAAAUUUAAUAAAGAAGGAAUUAAUAUGU
Molecule: messenger RNA, 1178 nt
Organism: Dreissena polymorpha
Lineage: Eukaryota; Metazoa; Mollusca; Bivalvia; Myida; Dreissenidae
Product: transmembrane reductase CYB561D2-like
Exons: 3
Coding region: 100-774 (224 amino acids)
Molecular function (GO): transmembrane monodehydroascorbate reductase activity
Source: RefSeq, a predicted model, not a curated record